AACCUCUGGUUGCUAAGAGAGCUCGUGGAAUCUCGUUUACUCUCGCGAAUUGUGGGAAAGUUUUGGGGUUUAAUAAAGUUCAAUGGCAUUGACAUACACUUGGUCCAGCCUUUCAAUUUAAUGGACAGCCCCGACCCCCAGGGUACUCCUGGGGUUAAUCAUGAUGGAAUAGCAGGACCAAUUUUAACCAGAGCUGAAACUGAAGCAGACUUGGAUGGUUGGUCAUCGUCUACAACAGAAUUGGCUGAAGGGCAGAAGGAUGUUUCAACAGCUUCUCGUUUGUUAUUUCUCACGGUGGAGUAUGUGGAAGAACAUGCAGCAGAUUAUGGACGGUCAGCUUUUGCAGGAUUUGAACCUGGAACUCCGUUUUCACUCCAGCCUCCGGCAUCUUUAUCAGAGUUUGAACACCGUGUUAGCCCUUUGGAUCCUAACAUGGGUUCUACUGCUCAUUAUUCUCCUGUGUACACCAUAAGUGGACACUCAGAUUCUCUCAGUGUUUCACGAGAGAUAUCAUCGAGCAAUAAUACAGUAUCUUCUAACCCUAGCUCUCCUUUUCCAGGUCAAGUUGUUGUCUUGACCAAUCCAUCUAGUCCUUUGAUGAACCCUCCAUCAAAUACACUUCCUGCUUCUCCUUCUUUCACUGAAAAUUCACAUGGCCAUUCUCCUUUAUCCAGUACUGUAGUUGCAUCACCUGAAAUAGCACAGGGUUUUGUUAAUCACAUGUUAUCAAAUCCAGUCUCAUCUCCUAUAACUUGCACCUCAUCUUCUACAGAUGGAGGAGAUGGGCUUUUAAGACAGGUUGUGGCUGAUGAUGGAUAUUUUAAUCAACAAGCUUCUUCCACCACUGGAAGUGUUCUUCCUGGUGGACUUGGAGGAUCUCCUUUAAAUCCUAAUUCACCUCAUUCACCACUCCAAGCGCCUCUUACACCAGCUGACAAUUAUGUAGUAUCAUCUUCUACUGAAGCACUGGAUACAAUGGGGCCCAGGCCCUCUGAUUUUCAUAGUGAUGCAUCUGUUAGUGUAGCAAACUCUCCAGGAGUUGUUGAUUCUACUAGUGAAAUAAUGAUUCAUUCAAGUAUGCAGCAAGCUAAUGAGAUUGUUAGUGCUGCAGGAACUUCACCUUUCAAUAGCCUUGAAACUGCUGGAGUGAUGUCUACAACACAUGAUGUGCAAUUGAAACAUGAUCCUUUGGAUCGGGUCCAAUUACUAAUAAGUUCAAGCGAUGGGAGCAUUGCUUACAGCUUGGAUGGACAAACAAGUUUCAUGCAGACUCGUCUAGUGGACAUGGAAAAUGAUCUUGCGCACCGUGCUACAGACGAAGAGAAUCUUAAUUCUGUGAUUAAUUCAUUUAAAACUCAAGGACUAGUUAUUGGAGCUGGUGAAAAUGGAGAUCUCCAGCUCCGUCCUUCACAGGCUGGAGAUGCAAGUGCAGAGGAAAAACUUGCUGGAAGUUUGGGCUUACAAGAAUUCACUCUUGCUGUGGGGCAACAGCAAAAUGAACUUCUUCAACAGUCAUUGUUGGCAGCUCCAUUGAAUGGAGAUCUUUCUGACAGUGUGGCACAUCUCAGUGAGUCAUUAUUAAAUGAAGCAGUAAAAAUUUCAAUUGUGGAUCCUAAUUUGGAAGCUGUUGAAACCUAUUCUGACAUAUUAAUGGAAUCUGUCAGUAAUACGAUUGGAAAUGCGAUCUCAGAAAACAGCCUUAUUCAACAGUCCCCUGAGAUAUGUUCAGACUUUACUCUACCAAAUUCUAGGUCAUCCAAAGUUAUUGAAAGUAGCCUUGUAAACAGUAAAGUUACAGAUUUAAAAACUUUGAGAAAUGUUGCAAACAGCAACACCUUUAAUGAUGGAUGCUGUUCGUAUUUUAAUGCUGAAGAUCACAAGUCUAUGCUGGAUUGUGCUUUUUCAUCAUUACCUACUUGUUACCUUACCAUCAGUAAACUUCCACUUAACAAAGCAAAGGAAUCUGAAUAUGGUGUAUUUGCUCGCAAAACCAUUCCAAAGAGAACCCAGUUUGGACCUGUUGAGGGCAUACUAAUGAAUUCUGAAGAAUUCUUGAAGAAAGACCAACAAGAGUUGGAAAGAAAUCUUAUAUUUCUUAUUGAAACUGAAUCUGGCCAAGUGCAGACGUUGCAGGUUUCUGGUGACCACACAUCGAACUGGAUGACAUAUGUUCGUGCAGCCUCUUGUUUCAAGGAACAGAAUUUAAUUUUAAAUCAACAGGGUCAGUCUUUAUUUUAUACUACAACAAAAGUUAUCCAUCCAAAGCAAGAGUUACGUGUUUGGUAUAGUUUGCCUUAUGCAAGAAAGCAUGGUUUGCCAUCUCUUCUGCCUAUGAAAUUUGAUACACAAGGUUGUGGUGAAUCUUUAAAGACAUGGUCAUGUUUUCAAUGCAAUAAAAAUUUUGCAAAUCCUGUAUAUUUGCAGUGCCAUCUCAAUGUUCAUGAGUUGGAUAAGAUCAAGGAGGUUAGUGAUGGGAAAUCUGCUGAGAAAGAGAAUCAUAAUCUUAAUCAGAAGAAUGUACCAACAUUUUAUUCCAAGAAAUUGAAAAACAUGCGUACAAAAUGUGAGGGUUGUAAAUGUGAAUGCAAAACUUGCAGUAAUGAUCUUCAACAGAAGUGCAGUUUGAAGAAAGGCCAUGCUUCACAUAGUAGAAGCAGGAAAUAUUUGUGUGAAGUAUGUGGUUAUCAGUUCUCUCAACCACUUGUCAGAAGU
Messenger RNA from Gryllus bimaculatus (two-spotted cricket), 2712 nucleotides. NCBI's taxonomy places the organism in Eukaryota, Metazoa, Arthropoda, Insecta, Orthoptera, Gryllidae. The record is from the annotation of a GenBank genome assembly.